Arabis nemorensis is the source of this 576-nucleotide messenger RNA. The record is from the annotation of a GenBank genome assembly. NCBI's taxonomy places the organism in Eukaryota, Viridiplantae, Streptophyta, Magnoliopsida, Brassicales, Brassicaceae.
AUGCUACUGAGAAGUCCGACGACGACCGUAAUUCCUAAAGGUCUGAAGAUUCAUCAGGUACAGUUCUCUACACAGCAUGACGAAAUCUUUUUUGACUGUUAUGAGUCUUCUCAAGUUAGUGGUCCGAGCGAAAUGCACUACUUUGGUGCACAUUGUGGAAUCCUAUUUGUUGAUGUCACAGAGAGUAGAACAUGCUCGGGUGCUCAGAUCUGGUACGAUAACAUUAAGAAUCUGUGUGGUGAAAUCCUUGUUGUUGUGUUUGGGAAUAAAACUGAUUUGGAGAAGUGGAAAUUGUUGGCCAAGGACGGGCCGAACCUCACUAAUCAGAAUCUCCAGUAUUACGAGUUUGUCAAGUCACCAGCUCUUGCUCCUUCAGAUGUUCGCGUCGACAUUGCUGCUACGCAGAAGAACAAGGCUAAUCUCAUUGUGGCUGAACGUCAGCUGCUCACUGAUGAUGGUGACAACUAUGAGGUGGAAGGGGAUAGGCUUGCACAAUUUGCUCGUCAGAGGAUCUUGCCACUGAUUAAUUCUGGAAAUGGUGAGCCUACGGAGCUAUUAGCAGACAAGGGUAAGUAG